This is a messenger RNA of Auxenochlorella protothecoides, 1473 nucleotides long. Its product is annotated as Glutamate decarboxylase. The record is from RefSeq and is a predicted model, not a curated record. Gene Ontology annotation, biological process: L-glutamate catabolic process. The transcript is spliced from 14 exons. Bases 1 to 1473 code for a protein of 490 amino acids. Gene Ontology annotation, cellular component: cytosol. NCBI's taxonomy places the organism in Eukaryota, Viridiplantae, Chlorophyta, Trebouxiophyceae, Chlorellales, Chlorellaceae. Gene Ontology annotation, molecular function: glutamate decarboxylase activity; pyridoxal phosphate binding.
AUGCUAACCCGCGACGAGAGGAGUCCGACCUACGGACAGGAGCAUGUGGAGGGCAACGUUUCGGACUUCAUCGAGAGUACUUUUGCUUCUCGCUACGUGGCGGAGCCCCUGCCCCGUUACCAGCUCUCCGAAUACGGGGUGCCGGCCCAUGUGUGCUACCAGCUGAUCAAGGAUGUGAGGGCCCUGGAUGCCACGCCCAAGCUGAACUUGGCGUCCUUUGUGACGACGUGGAUGGAGCCAGAGGCCCGGGAUCUGAUGCAGGAUGCCCUGGACGUCAACUACGUCGACACAGACGAGUACCCCAGUUCCACGGAGAUCCAGAACCGCUGCGUCUCCAUCCUGGCCAAGCUGUACCACGCGCCCUCCGUGGCCGGGGAGGAGGGUCGCGGCGACCCCGUGGGCACCGCCACGGUCGGGUCCUCGGAGGCCAUCAUGCUGGGCGCGCUGGCACUGAAGAAAGCGUGGCAGACACGGCGCAAGGCCAAGGGCCUGGACACUUCCCGCCCCAACCUGGUUAUGGGUCGCGAGACGCAUGUCUGCUGGGAGAAAUUCUGCCGCUACUUUGAUGUGGAAGAGCGGUACGUGUACGCCGAGGAGGGGCGGUACUGCGCAACUGCGGAGCUGCUGGAGCCGCUGAUCGACGAGAACACCAUUGGUGUGGCAGCCGUGCUGGGCACCACCUUCACUGGCGAGUUUGAGGAUGUCCAGGCCAUCGACGCGAUGGUUGACCGCGUGAACGCCAAGAACGGCUGGGGGGUCAAGAUCCACGUGGACGCCGCCAGUGGAGGCUUCAUCGCGCCGUUCAUCUACCCCGACCUGGAGUGGGACUUCAGGCUGUCCAAUGUCGCGUCCAUCAACGUCUCGGGGCACAAGUAUGGCCUGGUCUAUCCUGGGGUAUUCAUGGAGAACUACCUGGGCUCAACAGAGAGGUCCAUCACCCUAAAUUUUUCCAAGGGCGCCUCCCAGAUCAUUGGCCAGUACUACCAGUUCCUGCGCCUGGGAUUUGGCGGGUACCGGAAGAUCUUCCUGAACCUGGAGGUGGUGAGGAAGCGCCUGCGUCGCGCCAUCCAGCUGACGGAGCACUUUGAGAUCCUCUCUCCCGAGGUCGGCGUCCCCGUGGUCGCCUUCCGGCUGACAACUCUCACCGGCUCCGAUGGCAAGCCGCACCACAGGAUGUACGACGAGUUUGACCUGGCUGAUCGUUUACGAAUGAGGGGCUGGGUGCUGCCCGCCUACACCAUGUGCCCGAAUGCGGAGAACAUCAAGCUGAUGAGGAUCACCAUCCGGGAGGACAUGAGCGUGCAGAUGGCAGACCAGCUCAUCAUUGAUCUUAAGAAUGCAAUCAGGUGGCUUGAUACGCACUUCAUCUUCACGGCAGAGAUGGCCGAAAGAAUGCAGAAGAAGCUUUCACUGGAGCGUCUGGACUCGUCGACUUUCAACUCGGAUGAUUUCACGGUGGUCAGGCCCUGCUGA